Molecule: messenger RNA, 3297 nt
Organism: Xyrauchen texanus (razorback sucker)
Lineage: Eukaryota; Metazoa; Chordata; Actinopteri; Cypriniformes; Catostomidae
Product: beta-1,4 N-acetylgalactosaminyltransferase 1-like
Exons: 13
Coding region: 368-1819 (483 amino acids)
Biological process (GO): UDP-N-acetylglucosamine metabolic process; UDP-N-acetylgalactosamine metabolic process
Cellular component (GO): Golgi membrane
Molecular function (GO): hexosyltransferase activity
Source: RefSeq, a predicted model, not a curated record
CAUCUCACAGAACCUGAGUGGGAGGCCCACACUGACUCAAAAAAGGCGCAGCAGAGGUUUUUCUUCCUUCACCAGUUGAGGUAGUUCAACCUGCCACAGGUGCUGCUGAUCCAGUUCUAGUGAUCAGUCAUUGUGUCUGUCAUCUGCAAUUCAAUAACUGUCUGGUUUGGUGCAGCUACGAAAUCGGAUAUCAGAAGACUACAAAGGAGGGACCGUUGAGAGGAUUAUUGGUUGCCCCUGCCCUCCAUUCAAGAACUGUCGAGUCUUUCCUCUAGAAUCUCGCCGCAUCUCCUCAGUCAAACAGCUGCCAGUGCGAGAUUCAGCUUCUGCACUUUCUUCACGGAUUUAUUUAAGAUUAUCUCCAAUAAUGAACUACAACGGACAAUGCCUGCUUAAAUUAUUCCUGAGUGUGCUUGGAAUUACAGCAUUGGGUAUUUACGUUAUUCAAAGUGGAAUGCUGAAUCUUACAGAAGUCAGGACUAGAUUGUUGCCAUCAGGGUAUCUCCAAAAUAUAGUCUUUACCAAACCAAGCAUUGGACCAUUUCCCAGUAAAAAUCGUUCAUCUUGUUCCUGCGAGGGAUUUAGUGUCACUGGGCUAACUGUGCCAGCGGCUGAACUGGAAGAUGUUCAGAGACGACGUUCUGAGGAGUACAGACAGUAUCAGCUCAGGAUGAAGACAAACUUGGACACUCUUAUUCUGGCCCCAUCCAACUCCCCUUUCCAAUAUCCCAUCCAGGGUGUCAAAGUGGAACCUCUUCAAAAAAGUGUGAUACCAGGUUUGGCUUUGCACACACAAACAAGAAGACUAUUUGAGGUGUCCUUGAGUGUGAAGAGUGGAGUGCUCUCAGUGGAGGGUCUUGUAGAUGGAGAGCAGGUGGAUGGACAGGGUCAGAGUAAACUGACCAUCUCAUCCAUCAGUCUCAUACAACUCAAUGAUCUGCUGAGCAGAGUGACCUACACUAGCACCAUCUACCAUGUCAAGACUAAAGAUCUAGUUCAUCUGUCAUUUGAGGACUAUGAAGCCAUAUUUCCCAUCAUUAUCAAGAGACAAUCUGUCCCUGUUCUGUAUGAUCCAGGGAAAGAUAUUAACUCACAGGUAACCAUAGCAACCAAGACCUUUCUGAGAUAUGAGGAGUUGGAUGUCCUCAUCAACAGUAUCCGGCAGUUUUACCCGAAAAUCAAAAUCAUUGUUACAGAUGACAGCCUGAUUCCAGAAAAGGUGAAUGGCAGCAACAUAGAGCACUACAUCAUGCCACCUGCACAGGGCUGGUUUGCUGGCCGGAAUCUGGCUGUAUCACAGGUGACAACUAAAUACUUCCUGUGGGUGGAUGAUGACUACAUAUUCCACAAUUAUACGCGUAUUGAAAGCUUUGUCGAGAUUAUGGAGAAAGUUCCAGAACUGGAUGUGCUUGGAGGAGCAGUUGGAAACAAUCAGUUCUUUUUCCACCUUUCGUACGAGGAGGGGGAUGAAGAGGAGGGUGGCUGUCUCCGACGUCUACAUAGAAGGAAGCUUCAAUCUAUUCCAGGCUUUAAUGGCUGCUUUUUUGUUGAUGGGGUUGUCAAUUUCUUCCUGGCACGGACAGAUGCGGUGAGAAGGGUCGGCUUUGAUCCAUUCCUGAAAAGGGUGGCUCACACAGAGUUUUUUCUCGAUGGUCUUGGAGAUUUGAUGGUUGCCACUUGUAAAGGACUUAGAGUCGGCCACCAGAAGAAAAGAAAACAAAGCAAAUACAGACAUUUUAGGUUUCCAGGAAAAAGUGAUGGAAAACACAAGAUGGCCCAUCAUUACUUCAAGAAUCAUUUGAAAUGCAUGAAGUACUAAGGUACAUUGAGGAGAGAGGAGACCAGUUUUCAGGAGACAGGAGACCAAAGUGCUGCUUUUCCCUAAAUAUUAAGAAUUUAAAAUGUGUAAGGAAAGUGAUUUAAUAUAUGCAUAUGUGUAAGUUUUAAGGCUCGAAAAUACAAAAAUAAAAAUCAAUAAACAAUAAUAAAAAAAAAUAUCUACCCAUUAUUUUUUUUAAAUGUUUUGGAAUAGAAAAAGAGUAGUUUUUCACGUUUUGUGGGAAAAGGGGAAAGGUGUGAUAUUUUCCAUUCUGAUACUAAUCAAUCAGUGUUCAAUUGGUUUUGUUACCAUCAGGAGGACAAAUAAGGGAACAAAAGAACCUUUCUCGUCAAAUGUAUUAACAUGUCUUAUUUAUCACACUCUGUAUGUCACAAAUAUUAAAAUAUUGAUUUUAAAUUAUUUUAAAUAUUACUGUUAUUUAACUGUUAUAAUGUUGUGCAAGUGGUAUUUAUUUAGCUGUAAUUUAUGCAGUAUGUUUGUAAUGUAAUGUAAUGAUUUUAAGCUUGAUAUUUGUAGUUUUAUUUUGCAGCAAGCAAUUGGAUCCAGUGCUGGUCUUUAUUAGUAAGUCUAUGCAGUCAAGCAGCUACUUUUUGAAGAACGCUGCUUUUGGGAUUGCUUCCCCAAGAGGUUAUUAUUAGGGGCCAAGCGCGGAAAGUAUGGAGACCCUAUUGUUCUUCUAAUGAUUAUUAGGGGGCCAAGCACCAAAGGUGCUGGAACCCUAUUGUAUCCAUUAGGAUUUUCUUAUUAUUAGAGGGCCAAUCAGUGAAGCUGCUGGAACCCUAUUGCAUUUGUACUGAUUUUCUUCUUUGUCUUAUUCUUUUUUUUUUACCCUAAAACUGUCUGGGCAUCAGAGACCGUAAGUCGUGGAGACACCAAACUUGGCAGGAUAGUCCCAAAUCCCCCCACUACUCAAGCACACAAAUGCACACACAUCUGGCCCUAGGUGACCUAACUUAAAUAGUUUUUGAAAUCCUACUUUUUCGAACUCAUCCUAAGCAGUUUUUUCAUUUGCGCUAAAAUGGGUAUACAUCAUCUAAAGACCCUACAGACAAAAAGUUAUCAAAAUAAUUUUUAUAAUUUCAAAAUCGUUCUGAAGAUAUAAUCAAAUAUGUUUUGGGGUGUGGCUAAUUGGCCUUGUAUCUUGUGAGUGCAAUUUUCGAACUUAGCAAAACUUAUGUAAUAAAACAAAACAACAUGUAAAAGAGAACUUUGAGGUCACUUUCAAAAUUAAUACAUUUUGCAGAGCUAUUAAAGAAGAAAUAGCUAUUUGUACAACUGUAUUUUUCGCAGUUAGAAAUAUGGAGGAAGACAGGCUGUUUUACUGUAUGUCUACCAGAUGGAGCCAUAAGACAAGAAAUGUCUUUGUGAGGAGGAGGAGGUUGGGGCUGGGCCGUGACUAUGCACGCCCACCCCCAAUCGGGCUAAUCAAGAGAGGGAUAGGUGCCUCAGAAUGUGGC